AUGAGUGGGGAGAAAAUACAGCUGGUUAGAGAGCUACAUGCACCGGCUCGUCGUAACUUUAAGCGCCAACGAGUGAUCGUGAAAGGCUUUGAUGACUCGUGGCAAGCAGAUUUGGUUGACAUGCGGCAGUAUGCCAAGAUAAAUAAAAAUUUCAAUUACAUUCUGACGGUCAUCGACGUGUUGUCCAAAUUUGCGUGGGCUGUUGCACUGAAAAAUAAGAGUGCUCAAUCGGUUGUCGACGGAUUUAAAGAAGUGCUUCAAAGCGGUCGAUCACCUAAGAAUUUUCAGUCGGACGAUGAACGUUGGAAUCGCACACUCAAGGGUAAAAUGUGGCGAUCAUUCAGUCUGAACGUAUCAUACAAAUGGAUUAACAAUAUACAGCAGUUGGUGGCGGAAUACAAUAAGAGCAAACAUCGUACCACGGUUAAGCCAGCAAAAUAUAAAGUCGGAGAUUUCGUAAGAGUCAGCAAGUAUAAGACGAUAUUCGCGAAAGGUUACACGCCAAAUUGGUCGACGGACAUUUUCAGGAUCCAAAAAGUACAAAACACAAACCCGCGAAUUUAUCUUCUGAUAGAUCAGUAG
Messenger RNA from Diprion similis, 582 nucleotides. RefSeq lists its product as uncharacterized. The record is from RefSeq and is a predicted model, not a curated record. The transcript has 3 exons. Gene Ontology annotation, molecular function: nucleic acid binding. Lineage: Eukaryota; Metazoa; Arthropoda; Insecta; Hymenoptera; Diprionidae. The coding region runs from base 1 to 582 and encodes 193 amino acids. Gene Ontology annotation, biological process: DNA integration.